Ostreococcus lucimarinus CCE9901 is the source of this 381-nucleotide messenger RNA. RefSeq lists its product with no specific name. Lineage: Eukaryota; Viridiplantae; Chlorophyta; Mamiellophyceae; Mamiellales; Bathycoccaceae. The transcript has a single exon. The record is from RefSeq and is a predicted model, not a curated record. Bases 1 to 381 code for a protein of 126 amino acids.
AUGACGUCGCGCGCGUCGCGACGCCGACCGACGACGCGACGUCCGACGCGCGCGUACGCGCCGCGCGCGCGAUCGAGCGACGACGACGACGACGCGACGGCGAACGAAUCGUCGACGUCGGCGACCGAGCCCAAGCUCGACCCGUUCGGGUUCGGGGCGCGACGGCAGGACGCGCCGGACGAGAUCCGCCCGGGAUUCGACACCGCGGAGGGGGGGAAGGUGGGACCGGUGGGGACGUUUUUCAUCUCCGCGCUGCUGAUCGCGCUGUUCGGGGGGUCGUUUUUCUUCACGAGCGUGCCGCGGGGGAGCGUGGAGGAGCUCGCGGCGAGGCAGUUGGCGGACGAUCCGAACGCGCCGACGCAGAGCUUCGCGAGACGGUGA